UUCACUGUACAAAACAAGACGAUGCGAGUUCCACUUGUUUAUACUUUUGGCGUGUUGUGCUUUGUUUCUGGCAGCAUUGGAAGGAAAGGGUUCGGCCAUGGAGAACAAGAAUGGAAUUAUGUUCAAGUGCGCCCCAAUGCGAAUAUGUUCUGGUGGCUUUAUUAUACCACGGCAAAGGUAAAUUCAUAUUACGACAAACCGUUACUCAUCUGGUUGCAAGGUGGACCAGGGGGAUCCUCAACGAGUUAUGGAAAUUUCGAGGAAUUAGGUCCCCUCGAUGUGAACUUGAAUCCGAGGAAUUAUACUUGGGUCAAGAAUUAUAAUGUUCUCUUCAUCGACAAUCCUGUUGGUACCGGAUACAGUUACGUUAAAAGCAAAUGGGCAUACACGAGGACAAACACGCAGAUCGCAAAGGACCUCGUGGAAUGUAUGCGAGGAUUCUAUAAGGAAUUACCGGAAUUUAAAGCUGUUCCGACGUAUAUCACAACUGAAUCGUAUGGCGGAAAAAUGGGCGCGGAGUUUGCGUUACUCUGGUAUCAAGUAAGAAAUACAAACAUGCUAAUUAAAAAAAAUAAUAAAAAAA
Messenger RNA from Trachymyrmex cornetzi, 583 nucleotides. RefSeq names its product retinoid-inducible serine carboxypeptidase. The record is from RefSeq and is a predicted model, not a curated record. Gene Ontology annotation, biological process: proteolysis. The annotation marks the transcript as partial. Gene Ontology annotation, molecular function: serine-type carboxypeptidase activity. The transcript has 3 exons. Lineage: Eukaryota; Metazoa; Arthropoda; Insecta; Hymenoptera; Formicidae.